CUUCUUUCUUUCUUUCUUCUUCCCUCUCUCCCAAACAUACAAAAGAAAAACAGCAGGGAAGCGAAGCAAAUAGUCUUUAUACAUGCUCGCUCUUCCCUACGCGUUGCAUAUCUUCUCUCUCGUGCCUCCGUCUAUCCAUCUUCUCUCUCUCUCCGCCAAACCCUAACCUCCUCAUCAUCUCUCUAAUCCUCCAUCUCUCCACACCACCUCAUCCCUCCACCGAAGCCACCACUCUACCUCCAUUCCAUCUCCCCAUCUCUCCAUCUCUCAUCCACCACACUUCACCCGAAACCACAAGCCACCAACACCCCUUCUCUCUGGUCAAGCCGCCGCUGCGUCUUCUCCGGCCAUUUCUCAGGCCGUCGCUGCAUUUUCUUCGGCGAUUCUCUGGCCUAAGUUCUCUAUCUCUCGGAUUCUCAUUGGCCAUUCCUCCGGCCGUCGUUCUCAUCUCAGGCCGUAUCUCCGGCAAUCUUCUCCAUCGCGGGCCAAUUUUCAGGCCGUCGCUGCGUUUUCUCCGGCUAUUUCUCAAGCCGUCGCUGGUCACAAUCCCUCUCUCCAUCUUUCUCUGAUAUUCUCACUCGGUAGCAUUUGGCUGAUUGGGUUUUGCUUGAAAUGGUUUCCUCAGACGAUGGAAACGAUGGGAUGGGUCAGGUACGGGCCAAGAGAAAAGCAAUGGAAUUAAACAAAGAGGGACCGACUGGGAGAGUUUUUGCAGAAAUGGCUCCCUCCUCCGACGGAAACGAUGGGAUGCUUCAGGUACGGGCCAAGAGUAAAGCAAUGAAAUUAAACAAAGAGGGACCGACUGUGGGCAUUCAUUUCGGCACCACGUCCUGUUCCCUUGCUGUUAUUGAAGGAAACGUUGCAACAAUAGCAGCCUCACUUCCUUGUUACGUUUCUUUUACGGACUCCGGGCCAUUAAUUGGCGAUGCUGCGAAGGAACUUUUUCCUAUGAAUCGCGAAAAUACAAUUACUGGUCCCCUGAGAUUCGUUGGCUACACAGCGAGUGCCCUCCAUUCCAAGUUGCCUGCUCCCAUUGGUGUGCACAUGAUUGAAGAUUUACAUGAAGACGACGCGCCUUGGAUAAAUGUGACCAUCAAAGGAGUGGAAAAACAUUUGUCUCCCGAAGCUGUAUCUUCUUUAAUCAUUGAAGAGAUCAAGAAGACGGCCGAGAAGUCCCUUGGGGUCUGCAUAGUGGAUGUGGCUUGUGCCUUACCCAACAAGUUAGAGAAUCGGAAUGCCAGGGUGGAUGGUAUUCAAAAUGCAAUUGCAUUUGCAGAUCUCAGGCUGGCUGGGACCCACACUGAAGUUACCGCUGUAGUCUCUGCGUAUGGUUACGAGAAGGAGAUUAGGAAUCCUGUCAUCAAAAACGUUUUGAUUGUAGAUGUAGGUGGGACGGCGUCAAAUGUGACCUUGUUCAGUGUGGGACAAGACAGAUUGGAAUACGAAGAAACUACUACAGAUGAUAAAAUUUGUGGUGAAAGGAUGGACAUGAAUAUGGCGCUUCACAUUCGGGAUGAGUUCAAUAAGAGGCACCGUGGUGUCCAUGCUAACAUGGCUGUGAUCAAUCGACUACUCAUCCCCUGCGAAAAGGCGAAAAUUUCGCUGUCAUCAAAUGAUCUUGUCGAGGUGGAGGUGAAACAGUUGUUAGACGGGGUUGAUUACAGCACCUCCUUCACGCGCCCCAAGUUUGAGGAGCUCAAUGGGUAUCUUUUCGUGUCUCUGGUUAAGAUGAUAAGGUGUUAUUUGAGGAAGUUUGCGAAGGACAAGUAUGGCCGCCUGCAUGAGAUUGUGUUGGUUGGGGGAUGUUCAAACAUUCCCAAACUUAGAGAAGUGGUACAGGCACAGUUUGAGAGCAAGCUUCAAAUAAGGUUGAAGCCUGAGUAUGUUGUGGCUUGUGGUGUGGCUAUUAGACAUGCUCAGGAGAAGGAGAAGGAGAAGGAGAAGGAGAAGGAGAAGGCGAAGGCGAAGGCUGCUGAGCAUCAAGAAGUAACAGGAGAUGACAUAUCCUGCGGUAUGGCACUGAUAUCUGCUUAUGAGAAGGAUGAUGCCCCAGUCACACUGGGGAGAUUCAAAGCCCUGGAGAGGGAUUUGAAAGCCAUUCAGGAUGAUGUUACUUGGAUAAAGGAGAGAUUACAAAAAGGAGGGUAGAACUUCUUGUGAGAGCUACUUGGUAGUUGAAAAAGUGACUUUGUUAUUUUUGUGCAUAGUAAACUGUUUUGAGAAUUUGUAUUUCAGAAUGAAAUUUUAUAUGUGGAGACUUGUUUGUUUAGAUUUUAGGUAUAUGGUACUGUUAUGCAUCAUAGUUCACUGUUUUGAAAA
This is a messenger RNA of Cornus florida, 2319 nucleotides long. RefSeq lists its product as uncharacterized. The transcript is spliced from 5 exons. Gene Ontology annotation, molecular function: ATP-dependent protein folding chaperone; ATP binding; ATP hydrolysis activity. Bases 613 to 2148 code for a protein of 511 amino acids. Gene Ontology annotation, cellular component: cytoplasm. The record is from RefSeq and is a predicted model, not a curated record. Lineage: Eukaryota; Viridiplantae; Streptophyta; Magnoliopsida; Cornales; Cornaceae. Gene Ontology annotation, biological process: protein refolding; cellular response to unfolded protein.